GUGUGUGAGCGAGUGAGAUUCUGUGCGCGUGUGUGUGUGAGAGAGUGAAACGUAUAAAUAAAAUUCAGCCAAAUGCAGAAGCCAACAACAAAAUGGAUAACAAAACUACACAGUUGGAUUUUAAAUUACUGGUGGAUCAAUCACUAAAUCUACUGGAAAGCCUCAACACAGCAUUGCGGUGCGAUGCAAUUCAAUUCUUGCUGCAAACGCUUAAGUGCAAGUACCCGGAGGCCUGCGACCAAGUCGUCAGGAAUCUGUUCAGUCACAUAGCCGCAGCCAAAGACAAUGGCGGGACAGAAGGAGGCGGAAGGAGCCAGCAGCACGAGCUAGCGAGAACUAAGCAGCUUCAGCUGCUGCUGAACACCAAGAAGGAGAAGAAGGAGCCUGGAACCGGCUGCCAGGCGGAGAUUAAGCGUGAGAACGACGAAGAGGAGGCCGGAUCGACGGACCUGAACCAAAACUUCGAGAAGAUCCUCUGCAAAGAAGAGUUCCUGUGCCUCGAGGAGGAGGAGGACUUUCUCGACGAUGCGGACACGCAGAACUCGUCUUCCCUGCAGUUCCAUGCCGGAAACAAUGUGGACGCCCUGGCCCUGGGCCCCGGCGAUCCGCUGGACCUGAUCCAGACCGGUGUUUCGCUGCUGGUCAAGCGGAAAUAUGCGGCCACCUUCGAGGACGAGGACCAGAUGGCCGGAGACGAGGAGGCAAACAGCAACAGCAACAGCAGUGACGGCAAGCUGGUCAAACGGAAACGCACCAACAACAUGCACCUGACCGUGACGACUGUGCGGCGGAAAGAGGAGAACAGCCGGCUGGGCGAGGGCUAUGUCUUCCACGAGGACAACCAGUACACGAUGCGGUAUCACCACAGCACCGGCGAGUUUAGCGAGCGGGCCUUUAAGGCGCAGUUCCGUGCUCUGCUCAGCCAGCACCAGCCCUUCCUCCGCCAGUUCUACGAUAAUUUUGUGGUGACCGGACGCCUGCUGGGCACCACGCCGUCGGCGCGAGUGCUGAAGGAGCUGCGCGAGCAGCGGCUGGAGGAGUGGCGUCGUCAGCGGGAACGUCGCCAGUUGGUCAUCCUGAUGAAGCAGACCGAGCUGCAGCGGGAUGAGGAGAUUCAGCAGCAGAAGCGGCGGAAUCAAGAGGAGAUCCAACAGCAGCAGCAACAGCAGCUGGAGGAGAUUCAUCAGCAGCAGCGGCAGCAACUGGAGGAGAUCCAGCAGCAGCAGCAGUUGCCGGCCAUCUCGUUUGGCGACUCCGAGUUGGAGUCGGAAACGGAAUCGCAGCUGUCGUCGGCUGCCCAAGAGAUUAUGAAGUUCGAGGAGUUUAUUGACGAGGGCGUAGGCGCGGGACGUCUGAUCGAUGGUUUGGAGAUGGAGCCCGAGAUCGAUGACAUGUUAGCUGGCGCCGGCAGUGCCUUGGGCAGUGUGAACAGCGCCAGCGGACACAGCAGCAACAGCAGCAGCAGCGGGAGCGGGAGCGGCGGAAAUGGGAAUGGCAUCGGCGGGGUGAUCCUCGAGAACAACAGUCAUCAUUCCCAUCACCUAAGUAGCAGCAGCAACGCAAAUCUUGUGAUCAACGGCCUUACGUCAAGCAAUAGCAUCAGCAACAGCAACAGCAACAAUAAUAAUAAUAUUAAUAACAACAAUAACAACAACAACAAUGGUAGUCUACACCGCCCGCAACUAUCGCUGCAGGCGCAGGAUCAGUUGAUAGAGUCGAUGAAACUAUCACAACACUUGCCCAUGCCCAUGGAAAAUAGGGAUUUAAAGGGCGCCCAGGCUCAUGGCAACACCAACGCCAUUAUGCCAGGAGGAAGCUCGGACCACACCAGCGAGAUUCAGCUGCACCAGCAGCAAAAACACUUUAACUCAAGCAAUAAUCCCCUAUCGAUGAUGGGCGGCAUGAUGCAACAGCAGCAGCAGCAGCAGCAACAGCAUGUGGGCAUGCCGCAUCAACAGCGGCAGAUGAUGAUGAUGCCGGACGAUUUCCCCCAGCACGGAUCUUCGAUGAUGGGCAAUCGUCAGAUGCCAGCUUUGGCUGCCUUGUCCAAUCUGGGUGACCCUCCUCCCGUCAGUAAUCAGUUGAACUCCUCCCUGGAGCUGGACGACAAUGACCUGUCGCCCGACGAGGACGACGAUGAUCUGGACCACGACCUAGACGAGCUGGACGCUGCCAAACAGCAGCUGAUCGACGGCGGCAGCAGUAGCAGCACCUCUCUGCAGGCGCCGCCCUCGCAGCACGGCAGUGGAAGUGGAGGCAGUGGAGGUCAGACCCCCGGCAGCAAAAAGGACAAGCCAAGCUACAAUUGUCUGCUCUGUCCCAAGUCGUAUCGCAAGCGGAAAUCCCUGCUGGACCACUACAAGAUGCAUCCGGGCUACUGCCAUGACUGCGGCCAGCGCAACGGGCAUACUCUGGAGGAGAUAAUCCACCACAACCGGACCAUGCACGUAAAGGAGUUUCCGUUCGUGUGCGAAACGUGCGGAGAGUCGUACUCACGGAAACAGCAGUUCCACGCCCACGUGGAGUCGCACAACAAGAAGGAAAUCAAAACCUUUCCCUGCGGCGAGUGCGGCCAAAAGUUUCCGCAGAAGAAACUGCAGCAACACUUCGAGGAGACGGGCCACAAGGCGGACGGGGCCAUCUGCGAGGUGUGCGGCGAGGAAUUUCAGUCGAAGAACGCCCUGUACCAGCACAUCGUUCGCGUGCACAAGCGCGACAACUUCUUCGAGUGCCACAUUUGCCAUAACCGCUUCACGCUGAAAGCCAACCUGGAGCGACACGUGCAGCUGCACACCGAGAUCAAGCGGCCCUACGUGUGCGAUCUGUGCGGCUCGUCCUACUUCACAUAUCCCGCGCUUAAGGAGCACUACAGCAACGCCCACGUGGACGUGUCCGAGUGCAAGUGCACGCUGUGCGGCAAGCGCUUCGGAUCCGCGAAGUCGCUGCAGCGGCAUCUUCCCUCGCACUCGGAGGAAAGGCCGCACUGCUGUAACUACUGCGAUCAGACCUUCAAGUGGAAAACGCAUUUGGUGCGCCAUAAGCAGACAAUGCACGGUAACGAGCCUCCGCCUCCUAAGAAGGGAAAGCAGCGCUUUCCCAAGGCAAACGAAGAAGCAGAGAUGGGUAGCCUGCCGGAUAUGCCUGGACCGCCGCCAGUUAAAGCUAGCAAAAAGGCAGUUACCAGUAAGGCGAAAGCGCAGGCAGCAGCCGCCGCCGCCGCUGCAGCAGCCGCAUCUUCGCAGCAGCAACAGCAGAAGGGCGCUGCGGCCACACCAACGCCGCCACCGCCAGUCUCCACGACUCCGGGCUGCCUGCAGCAGGAUCAGUUCAAUGCGGCGAUGGUCAGCAGCAACAGUUCGCAGUCCUCCACGGCAUCAACAUCGCAGCACUCGGUGUCGACGAGUGAAUCUCAGCAGAAUUCCAUGUACAAUCAGAGCUUUAGUGCAGAGAAACAACAGCAAGGACAGCAGCAGCAGCCCCAGAACGCAUUGCAUCAGCAACAUCCGACGCCGCCGCCGACACAACCGCAGCAACAACAACAGCAGCAGCAGCCGACGACACAGCAGCGAGUUGCGCCCGGAGAACUUCAUCUGCAGCGGAUGAAUAGUUUCGGGCAGGAUGGUCAAUUUCACUUUGAGUCGAACCCGGCAGCGGGUGCCUAUCAGCAGCAUCAACUGAUCAGCCAGUAUCAGCAACAACAGCAGCAACAGCAACAGCCUCAGCAGCAGCAACAACAACAUCAUCUCGCCCAACAGCAGCAGCACAUGCGGAGUCACACGCCCCAGAGUCCACAUCCUCCGCAUCCCUCGCAGUUGCAGCAGCAGCAAGCGCAGCAGCACUUUAGCUCACCCCACCACAUGCCGCCGAUGCACCACCAACAUCUGAUGAUGCAGCAGCAACAUCGGCAUAACCAGCGUUCGCCGCUGCACCAUCAUCCUGCGGCGCAGCAACUGCAACAGCAGCAUCAGCAGCCAUCGCAUUCUCCUCAGCAUGCGAGACUGCAGUCGCCACAACCUGCUCCAGUACAACAACAACAACAGCAGCAGCAGCAACAACAACAACAGCAACAAUUCUUGCAGCAACAGGCAACCGACUCCUGGGGCAACAUGAAUUUUGGCAAUGCACCCAACAACCAACAGGUUGAGCUCAAAGAUAACAAGUUCUAUAUAGUGGAAUCGCCCGAGUUUCUAGGGCUUCCAAUGAAUGUGCCGCCUUCCCCGCAGCAGCAACAAGCAGUGAGCAAACCGCAGCAGCAGCAGCAACAACAGCAACACCCACAAGCCCAGCAACCAGAUCCAACCCUCGCUGGUGAUCUGAUGAGCUUCCAGCACAUGUGGCCAGCGCCAGGGUUUAGCCAGUCUCCACAACAGCAGCAGCAGCCACCACAACAGCAGCAACAGCAGGCGGCGCAACAACAGCAGCAACAAGCCCAGGGACAGGCGAACUCAAGUGAUCCCCACAACUACAACAACAUCGGUAGCAUACUCACGAAUCUCAUUGACACAAAUCCCGCGCCAAUGGAGUACAAUUUCGACCUGAUGCAGCAGCAACAAACGACGGCGGCCCAGCAACAGCAACAACAGCAGGCGGCGCAACAGCAGCAUCACAACGCGGGAGGUUAUGCGAGCGGUUUGAUGCGCAGUGGGGGCGGCGUUUACGGAGGAGCCUACGACCAGCAUCUGAGUGACCAGCUGGUGAGCGAACAGCAGAAGCAAAACAGCUUUCAGCCCUACCACCCACAUGGCCUGCAGGCGCAACAACAACAGCCAUUGCAUCCGCAUCUGCUGCCUCCGCCAGCGCCGCACAGCAAUGUUUACGACCGAACAGGAGUAGGAGUCGGUGUGGGCGUGGGCGUGGGUUACUCGAUGCUGGGAGACGAUACGAAGGGCGUGCUGCCGCCCAUGAUGGGUGGCAUGAUGCAGCAAAUGCCGCCGCAUGGCCAGCAACCGGAUCUAAUCUACUACCCAGUGAAGAACGAUUGACAGUCGAAGAAUCAUCAUCAGCAGCACCAAGCUCAGCAGCCCAAUCACCAUCACCACCACCGCUGGUGGACAGAGCCAGCCAAGAGAGGCGAUGUUUUUCAUUGAAGAAACAACCGAAAACAGGAAACGGAAUACGGAACACGGAACAAGUUCGCUUAGAUUGUAAGUGUAGGGGGCGGGUGGAUGUGUGGAACGCGGGGAGUUGUAGAUAGGGCAACCCACACGUUUAUUUUGAAAUUAAGAGCAAUAACAUACAGAUACAGAUUAGAGCGGUAACAGCUCAGAAUUUCUAAUCCGACCGGCGCUAUGAUACGUGUAUAAAAUGUAAUCAUUUACAAAGUACAUCAAAUAAACAGAAGCAUGUAUACAUAAUUAAAUUCAGACAUAUACAUAGUAGCACCUAAGCAAAGCAAAAGCAAGAAUUAAAUUAAAACCUAUAAAUAAUAAAUAUAUAUAUAUAUAUAAAUUAUAUGAAACAUAUAUAUUAGCCUAAGUAACUACAAUAAUGGCAGACCACAAGCAACUUUCGAACAAAUUUUAUGCUUAUUUAACAUUUACCAUACGAGUUAUAAAUACAACACUACACAAAUACGUACGUUGCUGUAUAAUCAAAACAAUCCAACAUUAUAUUCAUACAUAUGAUAUCUAUGUGAACCCCGAGAACCCCCAUACCCAUAUUGUAGAUGAUUGAUUUGAGCAUGGGUCGGGUCAUGCAUCACAAA
Messenger RNA from Drosophila ficusphila, 5704 nucleotides. RefSeq lists its product as uncharacterized. The record is from RefSeq and is a predicted model, not a curated record. NCBI's taxonomy places the organism in Eukaryota, Metazoa, Arthropoda, Insecta, Diptera, Drosophilidae. Gene Ontology annotation, cellular component: nucleus. The transcript is spliced from 7 exons. Gene Ontology annotation, molecular function: DNA-binding transcription factor activity, RNA polymerase II-specific; RNA polymerase II cis-regulatory region sequence-specific DNA binding. The coding region runs from base 93 to 4982 and encodes 1629 amino acids. Gene Ontology annotation, biological process: regulation of transcription by RNA polymerase II.